Synchytrium microbalum is the source of this 1917-nucleotide messenger RNA. RefSeq lists its product as uncharacterized. Gene Ontology annotation, biological process: translational initiation. The transcript is spliced from 6 exons. NCBI's taxonomy places the organism in Eukaryota, Fungi, Chytridiomycota, Chytridiomycetes, Synchytriales, Synchytriaceae. Gene Ontology annotation, cellular component: eukaryotic translation initiation factor 3 complex; cytoplasm. Gene Ontology annotation, molecular function: translation initiation factor activity. The record is from RefSeq and is a predicted model, not a curated record. Bases 1 to 1917 code for a protein of 638 amino acids.
AUGCCUGUGCCUGAAUCCACUAUAUCAAAUACGCACUUUGCAACUCCUAUUGUUUACGACAAUCCAAACGGAUGGGGCCCAUCCACUCUUCCUGCGGGAUUAUCUGAAAUCCCAUAUGCCCCAUACUCGAAAUCGGACAGACUCGGCCGUGUAGCUGACUGGACAAUCCCUGCUGAUGACUACUACUAUGACCGGAAUCAAAACACUGGCACAGGCGGUGAUCGCAGACAGCAACGACGUGGUGAUGAUACUCGUGGUGAUAAUGCUCCUACCGUAACUGCUGAUGGAACCACAAUCCCUCCUGCCAGACAAUAUAGAAGAGGUGGUCCUGCUGGUUACCGUGGCGGAAACAUGAACGAACCUUUCGGUGUCGGGACGGCCUCUGCCUUCGAUUAUAAAGUAGCUGCUGAAGAUGAGGCUACCUUCUCGCUCGUAUCUACAACAUCGUCAAAACCAAAACUUGGAGGAUUUAGGCCUUCACGAGGACGAGGUGGUGCUUUUGGUAUCGGUGCUGGUAGAGGUGGAUACUCGGAUGUUUCUCGUGGUAGAACAGGUUUCAACGAGAACCAGCAACGUGUUGGUCGAUAUGCUAAUGCUAGAGGCGGAAACACGCAAGGUGGUUGGAGAGGUAGACGUUUUGGUUAUCAAGACAAACCGCAACGUGUACGUGAUGCUUCGGUCAAGAUUGCUGCUGACUGGAAGGUUCUUCAAGAGAUGGACUUUAAUGCCCUAAGCAAACUCUUUUACGAAGUGGAAGCUCCUGAAGACCUUGAAGUCUUUGGUGAAGCCAACUAUUAUGAUAAAGUAUUCGACCGUGUGUCGGCCAAAAACUCACAACCACUGAAAUCAUUCGAUCGAUUCGCUCCCAACCUUACAACCAGUUUCGAUCCUGUCUUGCAAAAGCUGAGCAAAGAAGUAGAUGGUCCUACUGUAUUUGCUACUGACAACGUCUUGUCGACUCUUAUGUGUGCUACUCGAUCGGUAUAUUCGUGGGAUAUUGUCAUUCAAAAGGAAGGAGACAAGCUCUUCCUCGACAAGAGAGAUGGUACACAAUUUGAUUUCGUAUCCGUCAAUGAGAAUGCUGCUGAAGCUCCUCUGGAGAGUGCUGAGAAAGAGAAUCCUAAUACACCACAGCAGUUGGCAUUAGAAGGAACUUAUGUUAACAAGAACUUUUCUCAACAAGUUCUCAAACAGGCUGAAAAAUACACCCUCGACAAUGAGAAUCCAUUUGUAGAUCCUUCCGUUGCAGAUCAAGAUCCUCCUGCCUCCGCUAUAUACAGAUACCGUAAAUGGCAGCUAGGAGAAGAUCUAGCUCUAGUGGCACGUACUCAAAUCGACGCCGUCAUUCACACACCUGGCUCGUCAUCCACGUCCAUCUCCGAAGAAUUGAUACCCGAUUCAUCAGCACACCCAGUAAACGAUACUCUCCUCCUAAACAUCAAAGCCUUGAACGAAUUCGAUUCCAAGGCACCAGGAGCAGGUGGAGCACCCGACUGGCGUCAGAAAUUAGAUUCACAACGAGGAGCAGUGAUGGCCACCGAAAUCAAAAACAAUGGAAAUAAACUAGCACGAUGGACUAUGGAAUGUAUUUUAGCUGGAGUUGAUCAAAUUCGUAUUGGAUUUGUAUCUCGAGUCUCGCCCAAAGACCGAUCUCGACAUGUUGUAUUGGGUACUGCAUACUUUAAACCCAAAGAGUUGGCCAAUCAGAUGAAUCUGAAUGUGCCAAACUCUUUUGGAAUAUUGAAGGUUAUUUCCGAUCUUUGUAUGAAACUUGAGGAUGGCAAGUAUGUGCUUGUUAAGGAUCCAAACAAGCCCUUGUUACGACUGUACUCUGUCCCGCUAGACACAUUCGAGGAAGAUGAUGGUGGUGACGAUGAAGAUAUGCCCAUCCGUGAUGAUGGUGACAUGGAUGAAUAA